AUGCCAGAAAAGAAGAAGAAUUUACAGUUCAUUUGGCCCAAAGAUGGUCCCAAAGGUCGUGGUCAUCGAGGAUUUCUGGGAAGGCUCAAUAACGUUGUGACGAACAAGGGUCCAGAUAUCUUUGUCGGGAAACAAGGAAGCAGAAUCAGUCCCGAUCGAUGGCAGAAUUGGGAUUCCUACCACGAUGAACGCAAGCAUAAACAAGAAGUAACCGGAGCAUUCUCAAGAGAUUUCAAAAGAUAUGAUCCACAUACACGAAAAUAUGUUGAAUGGGAACAGCCUCAAGAUUGGAACGGUUAUGGAAUCGGAAAUCAUGCAUGGGAAUAUCCACGUUUGACCCUGGACGAAUAUAACAAAAUUUACAAGACCUAUCAUCAAGGUCGGCGAAUUGAUCCUUCCACGUUCAAAGAUUGGAAUCAUAGCGGUCCUAACAGAUUCCGACAAGAAUACGAUAGCUUUUGGCAAAGUGCUCAUCGAAGAGGAGAGAAUUAUAAGUAUGGCUGGAACUAUUUGCGGGGAGCGAAUAAUCCAUGGUUAAGAAUGCAUCAACAAUGGCCUACAGAUCUUGAUACUUGGAUGGCGAUGCGUGGGAUGUGGUAG
Molecule: messenger RNA, 600 nt
Organism: Botrytis sinoallii
Lineage: Eukaryota; Fungi; Ascomycota; Leotiomycetes; Helotiales; Sclerotiniaceae
Exons: 3
Coding region: 1-600 (199 amino acids)
Source: RefSeq, a predicted model, not a curated record